AUGGCAGGAUCAAGCUCUUCUGAGCUUCGUACACCAGUUUUCAAUGGAGAAAACUAUGAGUUUUGGAGCAUUCGAAUGAAGACCAUUCUGAAAUCUCAUGGACUGUGGGAUUUGGUUGAAAAUGGUUUUGAUGCUUCAGAUCCAGAGAAAAAGAAAGGAAAGGAAGAAGGAUCUAAAGCUGCUGAAGAAGAGAAGUCUACAUCGGCUGAGAUUUUGAUGAAAGAUGCUCGUGCACUUGGACUGAUCCAAGGUGCAGUCUCAGACCAAAUUUUUCCCAGAAUAGUGAAUGAAGAAACCUCAAAAGGUGCAUGGGAUAUUCUGAAGCAGGAGUUUAGAGGCGAUAAACAGGUACGAAGUGUGAAGCUACAAGGCUUACGUAGAGAGUUUGAAUACACUCGUAUGAAGGAUAGUGAGUCAUUCUCUAGUUAUGUUGCUAAACUGUUUGAUCUAAUUAAUCAAAUGAAAAGUUAUGGUGAAGAGUUACCUAGAGAAAGAGUUGUGCAGAAAUUGCUUAUUAGCUUGCCUAGAUCUUAUGACUCUAUAUGUUCUGUGAUUGAGCAUUCAAAGGAUCUUGACACUCUUGAAAUUCAAGAAGUGGUUGCAUCUCUCAAGAACUUUGAACUCAGGUUGGAUAGGCACACUGAAAAUUCCACAGAAAAGGCUUUUACUAGCCUGAACAUAGAGAGUAAAAACUCUAAGAAUGGAAGUUCUUCUGGAGGUAACAAGUCUCAGAGGAACUGGAAGGAAAAUGGGAAGAAUUGGAAUAACAAGUCCAAUUCUAAUCCCAAACCAAAUGCAUCAAAUGAUGGAACUAAAACACCUUGCAAGCACUGUGAAAAACUGCACUAUGGCAAGUGCUGGUUUGAAGGAAAACCAAAAUGCAGAGGAUGUGGAAAGUUUGGUCACAUGGUUAGAAAUUGCCAUGAAAAUCAAUCUGUGCAGAAAGUGAAUUAUGCCAAUCAGGUUGAAGUAACUGGAACAUUGUUUUAUGCAUGCAAUGCCGUGACAGGUGUGAAAUUGAACAAUUCUUGGUAUGUGGACAGUGGUUGUAGUAACCACAUGACUGGAGAUGAAAGGCUGUUGAUAGAUAUUCGAAGGGAUGUAACUUCCAAGGUGAAAAUGGGGACUGGAGAGACAGUUCAAGUUGCAGGAAAAGGCACACUUGUGAUAGAAACCAAGACAGGCAGAAAACACAUUCAAGAAGUGAUGUUGGUGCCUGGUUUAGAAGAGAACUUGCUCAGUGUUGGUCAGAUGAUGGAACAUGGGUAUUGUUUAGUAUUUGGAAAGGGAAUGGUGACAAUUUUUGAUGAUUGGUCACUGCAAAAUCCUAUAGCUAAGAUUCCAAUGACUACCAAUAGGUGUUUCUCUCUCACAAUGGUACCUGCUACUCAGUUGGUGCUGAGAGCAAGUGUGACUCACAGUUUGCAGACUUGGCAUAAAAGGCUGGGCCACCUUAAUGAUCAAAGCAUCAGGAUGCUGGCAAAUCAAGACAUGGUUCAUGGACUGCCUAGUCUGGAGAAGGAUUUUGCAGUUUGUGAAGGCUGCAAGCUGGGAAAGCAGCAUAGAGACUCAUUUCCUGCAGAAUCUACUUGGAGAGCUCAGUUUCCACUUGAAUUAGUCCACACUGACAUCUGUGGUCCUAUGCAGAUUGCAUCAAUGUCAGGAAACAGAUAUUUCCUGUUAUUCAUUGAUGACUAUACAAGAAUGGCUUGGGUUUAUUUUCUCAGAAAUAAAUCUAAUACUUUUGAAUGUUUCAAGAAGUUCAAAGCAAUGACAGAACUGCAGAGUGGACACAAGGUGAAAUCACUUAGAAGUGACAGAGGUGGAGAAUUCAUGUCAAAUGAAUUUCUUGCAUACUGCAGUGAGGCUGGGAUACAAAGGCAGCUGACUGUAGCUUAUUCCCCUCAACAAAAUGGAGUUGUUGAGAGGAAGAACAGGACUGUAAUUGAGAUGGCAAAGUCUAUGCUACAUGAAAAAAGACUUCCGUAUGAGUUUUGGGCAGAAGCUGUUCUUACAGCAGUCUAUCUUCUCAACAGGUGUCCCUCUAAGUCUCUUAAGAAAGUGACACCAUUUGAGGCCUUCACAGGAAGAAAGCCAGGUAUUGCACACUUGAAAGUGUUUGGAUGUCUAUGUCAUGUGCUUAUUCCUUCUGUUUUGAGACACAAGUUGGAAGAAAACAGUCAAAAAUGCAUUUUUGUGGGCUAUGGAUUGUGUGAAAAAGGCUAUAGACUGUAUGAUCCUAAGACUAGAAAGAUUAUCUUGUCUAGGGAUGUCUAUUUUGAUGAAGAAGCCUCAUGGAAAUGGGAGAAUUCUAGCAAUGCAGAUGUGAGAGUGCCUAUGCCAGAUGGAAAUCUAGGUACUGCAGAAACUGAACAGAGGGUAUUAGAUGAUCAACCUCAGUUUUUGGAUACUCAAAUGCAGAUGGAAGAAGAAAUUGCACCUCAAGGGGAAGAAAUGCUUGAUGAGACUCAAAGGUUUGAUCACACACCUCACAAGUGGAGGAGUAUUAAUGACAUCAUGACACAAUGCAACAUGUGCAUUGUAGAACCUGACAGCUUUGAAGAAGCAGAUUUGGAUGAAUCAUGGAGAAGUGCAAUGGAGGCUGAACUCGAGAUGAUUAAGAAGAACAAUACAUGGAAAUUAGUUGACAGGCCAUUUGACAAACCAGUAAUUGGUGUUAAGUGGAUCUACAAGGUCAAACUGAACCUAGAUGGUACUGUGCAGAAGAAUAAAGCUAGGCUUGUGGCUAAAGGCUAUUCACAGAAGCCUGGAAUCGACUAUAAUGAGACAUUUGCCCCUGUGGCAAGACUUGACACCAUCAGAACCUUGAUAGCCCUUGCAGCACAAAAGGAAUGGAAACUAUUUCAACUGGAUGUGAAGUCUGCCUUUCUCAAUGGCAUUCUAAAGGAGGAAGUUUAUGUUGAACAACCUCAAGGAUAUGUUCAAGAGAGCAAGGAAACCAAGGUGUACAGGUUGAACAAGGCUCUAUAUGGACUGAAACAAGCCCCAAGGGCCUGGUAUGAUGAAAUAGAUGCCUAUUUCAACACUGCAGGUUUUAAGAAGAGCUUAAGUGAAGCUACUCUCUAUAUCAAGACAAGUGACACCUCAGGUAUUAUCAUUGUCUCACUUUAUGUAGAUGACAUUAUAUAUACUGGAAGCUGUCCUAAAAUGCUUGAAGAGUUUAAACAAGAUAUGAUGCAACACUAUGAGAUGACAGACUUGGGUCUGUUGCACCAUUUUCUUGGCAUGGGAGUGGAACAAACUGAUAAGCAUAUUUUCAUUCAUCAAAAGAAAUAUGCCAUGAAAAUUCUUGAGAAGUUUGGAAUGAGAGACUGCAAGUCAGUGGCAAUUCCAUUAGUGGUGAAUGAGAAACUGUGUAGAGAAGAUGGAAGUGAAGCAGCAGAUGAAAGUGAAUUCAGACAGAUUGUAGGGAGUCUGCUUUAUCUGACUGCCACAAGACCAGAUGUCAUGUUUGCAUCUAGCUUGCUUGCUAGGUUUAUGCACAAUCCCUCAAAGAAACACAUGGGAACUGCUAAACGGGUGCUGAGAUACAUACAAGGCACAUCAGAUUUUGGAAUUGAGUUUGCAAAGGGGAAAACAGCUACUCUAAUUGGGUAUUGUGACAGUGACUGGGCUGGGAGUGAGGAUGAUAUGAGGAGCACCUCAGGAUAUGCCUUCUCACUAGGCUCAGGCAUGUUCUCUUGGGCUUCCAUCAAGCAAAACACAGUUGCUUUAUCUACAGCCGAAGCUGAAUAUGUGAGUGCUGCAGAAGCAACUUCACAAGCUAAGUGGCUCAGAUUUGUGCUUGAAGAUUUUGGUGAAGAACAGGUAGAAGGGACUCCAAUUCUAUGUGACAACACCUCUGCAAUUGCAAUGGCAAGGAAUCCAGUCCAUCACCAAAAGACAAGACACAUCAGCAGGAAAUUUCAUUUUAUAAGGGAAGCCAUUCAAGCAAAAGAAAUUGAACUGGUGUACUGCAAGACAGAAGAUCAGAUAGCAGACAUUUUGACUAAGGCUCUGCCUAAGGAUCGGUUUGUGAGGUUGAGAAGCUUGCUUGGAGUGAAAUCAGCUAAAGGAUUAGAAGGGAGUGUUGAAAUAUAA
Prunus armeniaca (apricot) is the source of this 4101-nucleotide messenger RNA. The record is from the annotation of a GenBank genome assembly. NCBI's taxonomy places the organism in Eukaryota, Viridiplantae, Streptophyta, Magnoliopsida, Rosales, Rosaceae.